Messenger RNA from Ilex paraguariensis (yerba mate), 688 nucleotides. The record is from the annotation of a GenBank genome assembly. NCBI's taxonomy places the organism in Eukaryota, Viridiplantae, Streptophyta, Magnoliopsida, Aquifoliales, Aquifoliaceae.
AUGGACCAACAUGCAGUCCCUAAAAACAGUAAGACAUUAGUGCAGCAUCCAAAAGAAAAUUUGAUCACAAGUGUUCCUCUUCUUCAGACGGUUUGGUGGAAUAAGGAGGGCCGAAGUGUUCCUCGUCGGACUGGUCUUCGACGGGUUGGAAGAAGGAGGCCUUCAACUGGAUGGUGGAAGAAGGAGGUCUUCGACUGGAUGCGCGGGCUUCGACUGGAUGGCUAUCUGAGCGAGAGAGAAAGGAGAGGAUCUAAUACACCACUAAACCCAGAGAUAAGAAAGAAACAGAAGAAGACAGAGAUGAGUUCAGCAAGCAGAGCAUGGGUUGUAGCAGGAAGCAUUGGGCUAGUGGAGGCACUGAAAGAUCAGGGUUUCUGCAGAUGGAACUACACCAUGAGGUCCAUAAACCAAUAUGCUAAGUCCAAUCUCAGGUGCUUCUCUCAAGCUAAGAAGCUCUCCCCAUCAUCACCAUCAUCUUCAGCUGUGGUAUUAAGGAAAAUAAGAGAAGAGCAGGCAAACCAAUCUGAGGAGUCUCUGAAGAAAGUCAUGUUCUUGAGCUGUUGGGGUCCCAAUUGACACACACCAGUGGGAAUUAAUAGUCUGCAGAGUCGAAUUCAAUGUCGAAUUGGUUAGCAAGAUGGAGGACUAGUACUGUAAUUAUGAAUUAAAUGUAAAUUUUUGGAGCCUU